This is a messenger RNA of Ustilago hordei, 498 nucleotides long. RefSeq lists its product as uncharacterized. The transcript has 3 exons. The coding region runs from base 1 to 498 and encodes 165 amino acids. Lineage: Eukaryota; Fungi; Basidiomycota; Ustilaginomycetes; Ustilaginales; Ustilaginaceae. The record is from RefSeq and is a predicted model, not a curated record.
AUGGUAAUGCUGGCUGUAUACAUAGAUGAUCUACUUGUCAUUGGCACAACAAUGUCUCAUGUUAGGUCUGUCAGACAACAACUAUCUAGUGUCUUCUGUAUAACAGAUCAAGGGAAUUUUUUUUUGCAUAUCAUCAGCAUGAACAUCAAGUAUGAUCAUGAAGCACAUACACUCUCAAUUGAUCAAAGCAGGUACAUCAAAGAAAUCUUGGAAAAGUUCAGUAUGAGCGACGCUUGGACAUGUCAUAGGAACAGGCCGAUGGGUUAUGGGGAAGCAACAGGAGGCUUGGUAGAGAAGGUCUCCAUUGUCAAGGGUAAGGUUAGGACAACAGGAAAGGUUUCAUGUGCAAAGAGAGGGUCCAAGUUCAGCCAAGAAGAGGACCAAGCUCAGGAGCAUGUGUCACAAGGGAGGCUGCAUGGACAGGAGUGGGACAAUAAGGGUGUUCACACAGUCAGGGAGGGCCACCAGAUAGGGGCCAAGAGAAUGGUCAUGGAUUGA